Sorex araneus (European shrew) is the source of this 2097-nucleotide messenger RNA. RefSeq names its product leucine rich repeat, Ig-like and transmembrane domains 2 (gene LRIT2). NCBI's taxonomy places the organism in Eukaryota, Metazoa, Chordata, Mammalia, Eulipotyphla, Soricidae. The transcript is spliced from 3 exons. The record is from RefSeq and is a predicted model, not a curated record.
AUGGUUGCUCACUAUUUAUUGUUAGUUCCGAUCUUGCUGGAUUCACAUGCCGUCCAGCCAUCUUGUCUGCCAGGAUGUACCUGCUCAGAGGAGAGCUUUGGCAGGGAAGAUCCCAGGGAAGAUCCCAGGGAGUUCUUGGUCAUCUUGACAUAUCUGGACCUACCCUUCAACAGGCUUAUCGUCAUGUCCACGAAUGUCUUCUUGAACUGGCCGGCCUACCAGAAACACCAGCAAUCUGGCCGUGGGGCUGAAAUUCUCUCCAGCCUGGUACUGGCAUUGCACAGUAAUCCUUGGCUAUGUGACUGUAGCCUAAGGGAUUUUGUCCAGUUGGUCAAGGAUCUCUGCUUCCCUGUCAUCCUGGUGAAUUUAUACCUGAUGUGCCAAGGCCCUCUCUCCAAGGCAGGUCAAGUUUUUCAUAAAACUGAGCUCAGUGUUUGCACAAAGCCAUAGAUCUCAAUCCCUAAUACCAACGUGACCGUUCAGGAGGGACAGAAUGUGACCCUGACAUGCUUGGCACAAGCCAGUCCUUCACCAAAGAUCACAUGGACUUAUCCCCUGAGCAUAUGGAGGGAAUUUGAUGUAUCCACCUCCUCAACCGCAGAAGACGCUGCUCUGUCGAAGCUGGUCAUCCCUGCUGCUCGCCUGGCAGACAGGGGCAACUACACCUGUGUGGCCUCCAACUCCAUGGGCAGGAACACGCUAGUCGUCUCCCUCCGUGUCCAGACCGCCCAAGCUCUGCCUGCACCCCAUCCUCUUUCUUCCUCUUUGGAGGCCAGUGCGUACCUUGACCUCUGGGUCAUCAAGCAGAUGGUGCGUGGGAUCCUGCUGCAGUGGCUUUUGAAAGCUGACACCCCAGAGACGUGGUUCACCCUCUACGUGCCGUCAGAAGAAACCGUCCAUGAGGAGGUGAUCCACAUUGGUCCUGGAAUCAACAUGUGUGCUGUGGAGGACCUCCUCCCUGGUACGAAAUACGAGGCUGGCCUUAGUCCUGGAGGCCAGCCUGCUCACCAGGGCAGGUGUGUGGUUUUUAUGACAGGCAGAGAUCAUGGGAGUGUGGAGGAUCGGAAAGGCCUGCUGCACAUCACUGUGGUCCUCUGUGCGGUGCUGCUGGCUGUGUCUGUGGGCGCCUUUGCCGGGGCCGCACAGGCUUCUGGGAGCAGCAUUGGGUGGGGCCUGCGUUGCUGUCCUCCUAUCAAGAAAGUCCUGGGUCGCCCCUAUGCAGCCUCAACACACAAGCAUGACUCUUUCAGAGACCACGUAAUUGUCUAUGAGGCUGUCAGGGACCCAAAGACAAUGAAAGGGACGAGGAGAGAGGAGAGGGGGGGAGUGAAUGGAGAGAUAGCACUGAGGGAGCAAUCAUGUGGACCUUGGAUGCUCAAACCUUCCAUGGCAACUCAACUGGGCUUCAUCCAUUUAUUCACUGGAUUUUUUUUAAACUUUAUUGUGCAUCAGGCACUGCACUCCAUAGUGACUGAAGACAACCAAUUCUUAUCUUCAUGAAGCUGAUUCCAAUGAUGCAUUUCCUGGCCACUGAAUGUAUAUAUUUAUACAUGGUGGCUGAAAAUUAUUGACUGUUAUUCCUUUUAUGUGCAUGGCCGUAUAAUAUUUAUAUGUUUAUGGGUAACACGUACAUAUGACACUUCACAAAUGUUCUCUCACUGAAGGAAGGUAGUAUUCCGUUCUUAUUACAAGAGUCUCAAUUACGAUGACUGAUAUCAGAUGUCUGGCAGCAGGCAAAGGCAGCACUUAAAAGAGGUUCUAAUUCCAUUAUUUCCUGUAACUAUCCACUUUGCAGACAUUUCUUUGAGGUGUCUCCCAUUGUUAUUUUACAGUGUUUCCCCCCCCCCCCUUAAUGACAAACUCCCAAAGACAUUUCCUGACUUUGUUUCAAAGAGCUUCCCUUGGGCACCAUGAGAAUCUGGGGUGUGACCUGUUUCUGUUUGCAGGUGAUUGUGUUCCUGGAAGCUGUCCUUCGUGUCCAGAGCGGCCUGGAUCAAUGGAACUAAGAAGCAGGAAACUGGCUGCAUUCCCAGCAUAUGUUCUAGUGACUAGUCAUUGGCCUGGCCUUGCCUUCCCUUCAUGUCCCCUUACAGUCCC